GUGAUACCUUCUUUAGGCUCUUCUGAGAGCUUCUUUUCUUCUAGUAGCUUUUCUGAGGCUUUGUUAUCUAAUGUGGCUACUAAUUUUCAACUUCUGGAUAUUUUUUCAAAUUUUUCUAAAUUCUAUAAUAGUGUUCCUUCCUUAAUGGCCCCUUUAAUAGAUU
Messenger RNA from Dentiscutata heterogama, 163 nucleotides. The record is from the annotation of a GenBank genome assembly. Lineage: Eukaryota; Fungi; Glomeromycota; Glomeromycetes; Diversisporales; Gigasporaceae.